Molecule: messenger RNA, 733 nt
Organism: Hyphopichia burtonii NRRL Y-1933
Lineage: Eukaryota; Fungi; Ascomycota; Pichiomycetes; Serinales; Debaryomycetaceae
Exons: 1
Coding region: 397-567 (56 amino acids)
Source: RefSeq, a predicted model, not a curated record
UUUAACAAUUUAAAUCAUAAAUUAUGCUAUAUAAAUUAAACACUUUAUAUAUAUAACUAAAUAAACUUAGAUGUUUAACUUAGUUCUUCUCCAGUGUCUUCUUUUAGCAUUAUAUCUGAUAGUGUUACCAGAUCUCAAUCUGAUCCAUUGAGGUAAUGGUCUGUUUUGUUUUUGAGCUUUAGCUAACUUUUGUUUAACUUUGAAAGUUUUUUGAGACUAUAUUUGUUAGUAUUUUGUCUUGUAUUAUGCUGCCAUCCAUCUUCAUUAUAAUCAUAAUCCAUCAAUCAUAAUCUCCACUAUUCAGUUGUUCAUCCAUUCCUCUUCCCAGUUCUUCCACUAUUCAUCCAUUUAUCUAUUCGUUCGUCCACUCAGCUAUUCGAGGGAAGCACUUAUUCGAUGGAAGCACCUAUUCAGUGGAAGCACCUAUUCAGUGGAAGCACCUAUUCGAUGGAAGCACCUAUUCAAUGGAAGGCAGAUACACCAAUCAUACAUACAGGCAUCUUUAACUAUUCAAAUGAUGAUGAUAAAGUAAUAGUUCUUUCUAAAAGAUUUUUUUUUUUCAAGUAAAGUCUCAGAGUUUUCUCAGGCUUUUUUUUUUGUUAGCGUUUUGAAAGUGAAGACCUCUUCGCGGCGGUCGUGCGCGCACACCCAAACUGUGACUGUUGAAUUUGCUACGCUUUUCUUUUGCGAAGCGAACAAAAAUUACCUGGGAAAAAAAUUAAAAGUGAAAAAU